Pistacia vera is the source of this 5654-nucleotide messenger RNA. RefSeq names its product PH-interacting protein. Gene Ontology annotation, biological process: regulation of transcription by RNA polymerase II; regulation of cell shape; cytoskeleton organization. Gene Ontology annotation, molecular function: protein binding. The record is from RefSeq and is a predicted model, not a curated record. Gene Ontology annotation, cellular component: nucleus. NCBI's taxonomy places the organism in Eukaryota, Viridiplantae, Streptophyta, Magnoliopsida, Sapindales, Anacardiaceae. Bases 376 to 5520 code for a protein of 1714 amino acids. The transcript is spliced from 26 exons.
AUUAAAUCCCUCCAAUUCGUACGUUUCAAUCUUUCUCCUUUCUGCCCUUUACAGAAGAACCGACCUGAAAUCUCCUACGAAUACUAACAAAUUCAAGAAUCAAAAUGGGACGAAGCCACGUCUAUAAUCUUCACCUCCCAAAAUUCACUUUUAUUUUCUUUUCAUAUUCCUUAAAUUUGUAUGUCCGCAACUGAUUAACCUCUCAAUCAUAGCUAAGAAGUGGCGCUGCUUUAAGAGUUAUAUUCUUCAUAUAUAAACCGGCUGUAUCUGAGUGUUUCAUAUGGUUUUAGGCCUUGUUCUAUACAAUAGAUUCACAUCUAUCAUGAAACGUUUGUAAGAGGAGCUGCUUCUAUUGUCUCAGGCUGUGCUAAAGGUAUGGACUAUUGGAAGCAUGCAUCUUCUGCUGGAGUUUCCCCUCUUAGUAAAGCACCUUUGAAUUUUUUGAACACAGCGCAGGAGAUGGCUCAGUUAGAGCAACAAGAUAGAGUCACCAGUCAGGCUGUUGAGACUGAAGUAGCUAUAGACUUUAGAGAAGUUUACUUUCUGAUCAUGCAUUUUCUAUCGUCUGGGCCAUGCCAGAAGACUUUUGGACAAUUCUGGAAUGAGCUUCUGGAGCAUCAGCUUCUACCUAGAAGAUAUCAUGCUUGGUUUUCUAGGAGUGGAGGACAUAGUGGGAAUGAUAAUGAUGAUGGCAUCUCUUUUCCUUUAAGUUAUAGUAAAUUAGUGGAGAGGUAUUCUCACGUAGAAAAGGAUCACUUGGUAAAGCUUUUAAGGCAGCUGAUGUUGCAUAAAGCCUCUCCUUUGCAUGGCAGGAUUGGAGGAAAUGCGCCAAAUGCUGCUGAUGUUCCUACAUUACUGGGAUCUGGUUCUUUUUCCCUUCUAGAACGUGAUAAAAGUGUGGAAUAUAAUCAAGUUAAGCCUCUGCCAGCUUACCUACGUUGGCCCCACAUGCAGGCUGACCAGGUUCGUGGGUUAAGUUUAAGGGAAAUUGGUGGCGGUUUCCCAAAGCACCAUCGUGCUCCAUCAAGUCGCUCUGCAUGUUAUGCUAUUGCUAAACCAUCAACCAUGGUGCAAAAGAUGCAAAAUACAAAGAAGCUAAGGGGUCACAGGGAUGCUGUCUAUUGUGCCAUAUUUGAUCGCUCUGGAAGAUAUGUUAUUACUGGCUCGGAUGACCGUCUUGUAAAAAUUUGGUCAAUGGAAACUGCAUUCUGCUUGGCCAGCUGUCGUGGACAUGAAGGUGACAUAACGGAUUUGGCUGUGAGUUCGAAUAAUGCUUUGGUGGCAUCAGCUUCAAAUGAUUUUGUUAUUCGAGUUUGGCGGUUGCCGGAUGGGUUACCAAUUUCAGUUUUGCGGGGACAUACAGGAGCUGUUACUGCCAUUGCAUUUAGUCCAAGGCCUAGUGCUAUAUAUCAGCUUUUAUCGUCAUCAGAUGAUGGAACUUGUCGAAUCUGGGAUGCUCGAUAUUCCCAUUGUAGUCCACGAAUAUACCUGCCCAAGCCUUCAGAUGCUGUUGCUGGUAAAAUCAAUGUUCCAUCUAGUAAUGGACCCUCCUCAAGUAUUAGUCCACAAAGCCACCAGAUACUAUGUUGUGCUUAUAAUGCCAAUGGAACUGUUUUUGUGACGGGUAGUUCUGACACUUUUGCUAGGGUCUGGAGUGCCUGUAAAUCAAACAUGGAUGAAUUGGAACAACCAAUCCAUGAGCUGGAUUUAUUGUCUGGGCAUGAAAAUGAUGUCAACUAUGUUCAAUUCAGUGGCUGUGCUGUGGCUUCAAGAUCUUCAAUUUCUGAUGCUUUGAAGGAGGAGAAUGUUCCAAAAUUUAAAAACUCCUGGUUCUGUCAUGACAACAUUGUUACCUGUUCUCGUGAUGGUAGUGCAAUUAUAUGGAUACCAAGAUCACGUAGAUCCUAUGGAAAAGUUGGACGUUGGACACGCGCAUAUCAUUUGAAAGUUCCACCCCCUCCACUGCCUCCUCAACCUCCUCGAGGAGGCCCACGUCAAAGACUUCUUCCAACUCCUCGUGGUGUUAACAUGAUUGUGUGGAGCUUGGAUAAUCGCUUUGUUCUUGCAGCUAUCAUGGAUUGCCGAAUAUGCGUUUGGAACGCCGUUGAUGGUAGCUUGGUACAUUCUUUGACUGGUCAUACUGCAUCUUCUUAUGUCUUGGAUGUUCAUCCUUUCAACCCUAGGAUUGCUAUGAGUGCUGGGUAUGAUGGCAGAACAAUAGUUUGGGAUAUAUGGGAGGGCACACCUAUAAGGACAUAUGAAAUAGGACGUUUCAAGUUGGUUGACGGGAAGUUUUCACCGGAUGGGACGUCGAUUGUACUUUCAGAUGAUGUUGGCCAGAUAUAUUUGCUAAACACAGGUCAGGGUGAGUCUCAAAAGGAUGCCAAAUAUGAUCAGUUCUUCCUUGGCGAUUAUCGACCGCUUAUUCGGGAUAGUAUUGGAAAUGUUCUUGAUCAGGAGACACAGCUUGCUCCACAUAGAAGGAACAUUCAAGAUCCUCUUUGUGAUUCAGGUAUGAUUCCAUAUCAAGAACCUUACCAGAGUAUGUACCAGCAACGUCGACUUGGUGCGCUGGGUGUUGAGUGGCGACCUUCAUCUAUAAAAUUAGCUGUUGGACCAGAUUUUAGUUUAGGCCAGGAUUAUGCAAUGCCUCCCUUGGAAGAUUUAGAAAGAAUGAUGGAGCCAGUACCUGAGUUCAUAGAUCCUAUAUACUGGGAUCCAGAAAUUGAAAUCAUAAGUGAUGACACUGAUUCAGAGUACAAUAUUGCGGAGGAAUGUUCCAGUGAUGGUGAGCAAGGAAGUCUGUGUUCCAAUUCAUCUAGUGUUCCAGAGUGUAGUGCAGAAGAUAGUGAGGUUGAACAUGGUCAGAUAGACGGAUUUCGCAGAUCAAGAAGAAGAAAACACAAGAAUGAAGCCGAGUUAAAGACUGCAUCUGGUAGGCGUGUCAAAAAGAGGAAUUUAGAUGAGCGUGAUGGAUCUGUUUGUGGGAGUCACAGGACUAAGAAAUCAAAAAAUAGCCAGAAAGCUGUAAAGAGGAAGUCCUCCAAAGCUAAGACAAUGAGACCUCAGCGAGUUGCUGCACGCAAUGCCCGAAGUAUGUUCUCUAGAAUUUCUGGAACUUCAACUGAUGAAGAUGAGUCAGAUACAGAAUACGAAUCAUCAAACAGUGAUCUGGUGCUGCAAGAUUCACACAUUCAAGGCAAAGAAGCUGAUAGAAACUUGCAAAUCAUUCAACAACAACGUAGAAAGGAGAGAGAGCAAACAAUUGUGGAGUCUGAGUGUAUAUCCAAGUCUUUUGAAGUCCCCGAAUCUCAGUCAAAUAAUGGGAACCGGAAGCGAUUGGUCUUAAAAUUUUCAUUACGGGACUCUAAGAAGCCUUUGCCUUCCGAAGACACCAGGCUAACUGGCGAGGAUCAGGCAAAGUUUGUGCAUCCAUCAUCUAGAUCGCCUCAAGAAAUUACCGAAGAUGGGAAUAUUGGUACAAGCACGAAAGAUCUUCUGUCAUCUUCUGCAGGUGGGAUUGAUGGGCAGAUGUCUCCAAAUCUCAACAGAAUUGAUUUUAUUGAUGAAAGGAAACGUGAAAAGCAUGACUAUCAUUUGGAGGAAUCUCUAGGUGAUGAGCAGAACAAAAUCAAAUGGGGAGAGGUGAAGAUCCGCACAUCCAAACGUAUAGCUCCAGGGGUAGUGAUGCCAACUGACACAUCCACUGGACUUGAUGCAGAAUUUGAUGGCCAUAAGGAGAGCAGAAGUGAUGUUGAUGGGUAUGAGGAAAAAACUGGAAGCGAUGCUUUACUGAAUCUGGAUAGUAUGAGAAAUAAAGAGCUUGCCACUGGCAAGGAUGAUAAAGAAUCUUCGUCAUUUGACUCCUUGCCCCAGGUUGAUCACCGGCUGAAAGGUGAUGCUUUUAUAGCUUCUUGUAAUGGAGAUGACACAAACUAUCCUAAUGAACUCAAAGAGAAUCCAUCAUUCAAGGUAAGAAUUAAAACAAAAGGGAUUUUGAGGGAUCCUAAAAGUCCUUCAAAACUAAAACUCGUCACUGCAGUAGAGGACCUGCCUAGUGCUGAAGGUGAUUUAAUAUCUGAAAGUCCCUUGUGCAUGGAGCAGAAUCCAAUUUCUGGAGCACCACAUGAGGGUAAAGGUUCUGGUGGAUCAAGUUCUGACCAGUUGCCGGGUUCAAAUUUGAAGUUUAAGCUAUAUGACGGAAGUAAGAUGGAAAGUUUUUAUAAGCCUAGGACUGUUUCGGAGAGUUUUGAUGGUGACAUCGAAGAAAAUACUUCAGAUGCCAUUGACUGUAAUGAUUCAAGAAUUGAUUUUGCGGAACUGACAACUGAUUCAACACGCAGAACAAGAUCCAUGAAGAUGAAGGUAAAUCCACAGGAGCAAAAUUCUGUUAACCAUAACGUGAGACUGAGAUUUGGGCAUGAAUUGGUUGGGACAUCAAAAUAUGUGGGAAACUCCUCCAUGGAAGCAGGUGAUGGUUUCCUACCUGGAGAAUCGAUGCCGACUUCAAAUGUGACAUUGAGACCAAGGUCUAGUAAAAACAGGAAGGGUGGGAAUUUUGAUGAAAGUCCACGUCUGUUGUCUGGAAUUAAGUCAAAAUUCCCUAUCAGAAAAUUGUCAUGGUUGAUGUUGUCAGAGCAUGAGGAGAGUUACCGUUACAUCCCUCAGCUAGGCGAUGAUGUUGUAUAUUUGAGACAGGGCCAUCAAGAGUUUAUUGAAUCAAUUGGCUCACGCGAAGUAGGUCCUUGGAAGUCAAUCAAGGGAUACAUACGUGCAGUGGAACUUUGCAAGGUUGAAAACCUUGUCUAUGCUACAUUUCCUGGUUCUGGAGAUAGCUGCUGUAAACUCACCCUUAAAUUUGUUGAUCCUUCAUCUGCUGUGUUUGGUAAAACAUUCAAGUUGACUCUGCCGGAACUGAUAGAUUUUCCAGAUUUUGUUGUUGAGAAAACACGGUAUGAUGCUGCUGUCAGCAGAAAUUGGACACAGAGGGAUAAAUGCCUGGUUUGGUGGAGAAAUGCAAAUGGGGAUGGCGGUACUUGGUGGAAAGGUAGAAUUGUUUCUUCACAGGCCAAAUCUGAUGAUUUCCCUCAUAGUCCUUGGGAAACAUAUGUGAUUCAGUACAAGACUGGAGAUAACCAUCGACACAGUCCUUGGGAACUGCAUGAUCCUAACGUUCCAUGGCAGCAUCCUCAAAUUGAUUUUGACAGUAGAGAUAAGCUGCUGUCGUCUUUUUCUAAAUUAGAGCAGUCAGUGAGCAGAAAUCAGGAUUGCUAUGGUAUUCAGAGAUUGAAUGAAGCUGCUCAGAAGCUAGAUUUCUUGAAUAGGUUUCCUGUGCCAUUAUAUCCUGAAGUGAUCCGAUUGAGAUUAGAGAACAACUAUUAUCGGAGCUUAGAAGCUGUGAAAGAUGACAUUAAGGUCAUGCUGUCAAAUGCUGAAUCUUAUUUUGUGAAAAAUGCUGGGCUAUUAGCCAAGAUAGACCGCCUAUCCAACUGGUUUUCAAGGACACUGUCAAAAUUGUAGAAAGUUGUAAAUAAAAUAUAUUUUAGCUUUAGUUUUUCCUUUAUUUAUUUCGUUCAUCCAAUUUUGUACAAUUUACCCGUUAGGCGGUAGCGAAAUGAGGAAUGAGAUUGUCUCAGACCCGGGGGUUAUUGAAA